This is a messenger RNA of Eublepharis macularius, 2094 nucleotides long. RefSeq names its product adenylosuccinate synthase 2 (gene ADSS2). Gene Ontology annotation, cellular component: cytoplasm. The transcript has 13 exons. Lineage: Eukaryota; Metazoa; Chordata; Lepidosauria; Squamata; Eublepharidae. Bases 145 to 1500 code for a protein of 451 amino acids. Gene Ontology annotation, molecular function: GTP binding; adenylosuccinate synthase activity. The record is from RefSeq and is a predicted model, not a curated record. Gene Ontology annotation, biological process: IMP metabolic process; 'de novo' AMP biosynthetic process.
GCGGCGAGAGCGGUUGUAUGCGGUAAUAGCACCCCCCUGUAUGAAAGGAAGAAGUUGUCGCUAGCGCACCCGGGUACGCCGCUUUCUCCUCCGCCUCUCGCAUGUGUCUUAAGAGCAGCAGGGGAAUCUUUGCCUGCGGGAGCCAUGUCUGAAAACGGCUCCUUGUUCACUUCCAUCCCCAACGGUGAGGACACCUCCCGACACCCUGGCAACAAGGUGACCGUAGUCCUUGGGGCACAAUGGGGUGACGAGGGAAAAGGAAAAGUGGUGGAUCUGCUAGCGCAAGACGCGGACAUCGUCUGCAGGUGCCAGGGAGGCAACAAUGCUGGACAUACUGUUGUAGUGGAUUCAGUGGAAUAUGACUUUCAUCUCUUGCCAAGUGGCAUCAUCAAUCCAAAAGUCACUGCAUUUAUUGGAAAUGGUGUGGUGAUCCAUUUACCAGGGUUGUUUGAAGAAGCUGAGAAAAAUGUUAAAAAAGGAAAAGGAUUAGAAGGCUGGGAAAAAAGACUAAUUAUAUCUGACAGGGCUCAUAUUGUAUUUGACUUCCAUCAAGCUGCUGAUGGCAUCCAAGAACAGCAAAGAAAAGAACAAGCAGGAAAGAACUUGGGAACUACAAAAAAGGGAAUUGGUCCAGUGUAUUCCUCUAAAGCAGCUCGAAGUGGGCUCAGAAUGUGUGAUCUAGUUUCUGACUUCAAAGAAUUUUCAGAAAGAUUCAAAGUCUUGGCCAAUCAAUACAAGUCUAUUUACCCUACUUUAGAGAUAGACAUUGAAGGAGAAUUGAAAAGACUCAAGGGUUACAUUGAAAGGAUCAAACCAAUGGUGAGGGAUGGUGUAUAUUUUAUAUAUGAAGCUUUGCAUGGCCCACCAAAGAAAAUCUUAGUAGAGGGUGCCAAUGCAGCACUGCUGGACAUUGAUUUUGGUACUUACCCUUUUGUGACCUCAUCAAACUGUACUGUGGGAGGUGUUUGUACUGGCUUGGGCAUGCCUCCCCAAAAUGUUGGAGAAGUAUAUGGUGUUGUGAAAGCCUAUACAACUAGAGUUGGAAUUGGUGCCUUUCCUACAGAACAGGACAAUGAAACAGGAGAAUUGCUGCAGACACGAGGAAAGGAGGUUGGUGUGACCACAGGUCGAAAAAGAAGAUGUGGUUGGCUGGAUCUUGUGUUGCUUAGAUAUGCCCACAUGAUCAAUGGAUUUACUGCACUGGCUGUUACCAAAUUGGACAUUUUGGAUGUAUUUCCAGAAAUUAAAGUUGGAAUUUCUUACAAAAUAAACGAUAAAAUCAUACCUCAUUUUCCAGCAAACCAGGAAGUCUUAAAUAAAGUAGAGGUACAAUAUGAGACACUCCCAGGAUGGAACACAGACAUAUCACAUGCAAGGACGUUUGAUGAUCUUCCAGUAAAUGCACAAAACUAUGUUCGAUUUAUAGAAAUGGAGUUAGGUGUUCCAGUUAAAUGGAUUGGAGUAGGAAAAUCCAGGGAGUCAAUGAUCCAGCUGUUCUAAAGAUAUUGGAUUCUUGGAAGAAAGCACACUCCUCAAAGAGACUGCCUAUUCCAUGUAUCUCCUGUUUAAAGCCCACAGUGACUUUUGGAAAGAUGGGCCUUGUAGAUCGGUCUAGACAACAAUGGCUACUCUUAUAAAGAUAUUGGCAUUUAUCAGUAUCAUUUCUUAUCACUUCAUAAAUUCCAGGACAUUUGUCACAAUUGCCACAAUUUGUCUUGCUGCUUCCAGAUUUUUUUCAGCUGUUUGUUCCAACUCUUUCUUUGAAAAUCUAAGUGCAUUACUUUCAUGACCAUGUGUCUUUAUUGUCUCUGGUUUUGGUGGUGUUUCUUCCUGAAUUUUAAAUGCUUAAAAUAACUAAUGCAGUUUUGCACAGUUUUACAUCGUCAUUUGUAUUCCUAAAGCUGUUGUUAGUUGUAUGGCUGCUGUUGUGAUGUGUGAUUUAAAGAGGGAGGAUUUUAUAAUGAUGAAGAAAACUAAAAUUUUACUACAGUUUUUAUUAAAAUUAUUAUGAUAAUGACCUGGGAAUGUGGAAGAGGUGCUUAAUAUGUAUAUAGUGCAGCCCCUUAAUUUAUCAAUGAAGAUGCUUGAAACAUG